Lodderomyces oxycetoniae is the source of this 768-nucleotide messenger RNA. RefSeq lists its product as uncharacterized. NCBI's taxonomy places the organism in Eukaryota, Fungi, Ascomycota, Pichiomycetes, Serinales, Debaryomycetaceae. The record is from RefSeq and is a predicted model, not a curated record. Gene Ontology annotation, molecular function: protein binding. The transcript has a single exon. Bases 1 to 768 code for a protein of 255 amino acids.
AUGUCUUUACCUUACCCUUGGAAACUAGAAUUUGAUCCAAGCUUACAGCAACACUAUUACACAAACAUGGAAGAUGGUACAAUAAGCUUUGAUUCUCCUUGUGAAGUGUAUCAUCGCAAGCAGAAACAGCAAAAUUUAUCUACAAUCUUGGGUAUAAAGAGGAGGUUAUCCAAUAAUUCUAAUAACAAUACAAAUGGUGCAUUCAAGGCUGCUAACAAAAACCUUACCCUAUUGCAGAGGUUCAAAUCUUGUACCAGAUGGAAAAGCAAUACUAGUGUAAAGCAAAACGAGGCUAUCAAAGUACAGGUGAAGAACAUAGAGAACUCUGAGGAGGACUCUUUGAACAAAUCAACUAGUCCAAUAGAUACAGUGGAUGGCACAAUACAGGGGGUUGACGAGCACUAUUUGCUUAAUAACGACAAGUUUAACCAUUUCAAGAAUUUUGCAGGUACUAGUAUAGACGACCAGAGAGAGCCAAGGGUGGAGGGUCAAGCUCAUGAGGAAAACGAGGAGUUGGUUUCUUAUAAUAGUGAAGAGGAGCCUGAAUACGAAUACGAAUACGCAUAUAAUGAUUACAACGACGACGUUGGUGAGACUAUGCAAAAUCAAGUCAGACCAUUUAACUACAAGUACAUAUACGAUUCUUACGGCGAUUAUGAAGGAGACGACAAAAGUUUUGAUUUCAACAAUAGCUUUCAAGUAUAUGAUUUUGAUAAAGAGAAUGAGAGAAGAGAAUUGAGACUACAAAUGUUAAAGGAAUUGUAUUGA